CCUCAGUAGAUAUGGGUUCAGGACCCUUCAUGGAGGAUGUGGACGUUGCCACUGCGGAGCCGGGUGACCAACCCCCAUGGGCCGUCGAGUUUUGUGCUGGUUUUACAGCUCUUUAAAACAUUACACAGGACCAGACAACAGGUUUUUAAAAAUGAUACCAGAGCAUUAGAAGCAGCCAGAAUAAAGAUAAAUGAAGAAUUCAAAAGUAACAAAAGGGAAACUUCUCCCAAGAAAAUAGAAGAGCUAAUAAAAAUAGGUUCUGAUGUUGAAUUGUUACUCAGAACAUCUGUUAUACAAGGUAUUCACACAGACCACAGUACACUGAAAUUGGUCCCUAGGAAAGAACUCCUUAUAGAAAAUGUGCCAUAUUGUGAUACACCAACUCAGAAAAAAUGAGUUUUCUAGGAUUAACUCAAGCUUUGUAGUUUUUGUCUUAAAUAUAUAACUCUGACAAAAGUUUUGGAAAUUGA
Suricata suricatta (meerkat) is the source of this 470-nucleotide messenger RNA. RefSeq names its product LYR motif containing 7 (gene LYRM7). Lineage: Eukaryota; Metazoa; Chordata; Mammalia; Carnivora; Herpestidae. The transcript has 5 exons. The record is from RefSeq and is a predicted model, not a curated record. Gene Ontology annotation, biological process: mitochondrial respiratory chain complex III assembly. Bases 37 to 396 code for a protein of 119 amino acids.